UCAGUAUUGAAAUUUCUCAGUGAACUGCGACUUUUCUGAAAUUAAUUGUAACUGCAAAACAAUCCCAAAGAAAUGUGACAAUAUUAAUAAAGGGUGUAGGAUUAAUUUCGAUUAUCAAAUUCAAGGAUAAAACUUGUUUGGAAACCUUUCUUCUGCGAGUUCAUCCCAAGGGACUAGUAUCCAGCAGAAUAAAAAAUAAGAGUCAACAGAGCGGUUUUUGCCGAUGACAGAGGAGAGAGCAACGAUGGAGAAUCCGCCGCAGGAGGCGGCAAAGGAGCCCCCAGAGGAACUGGGGACGGCGGAAGCAAAGACAGUCGCGGUGGGAAUGAGGAAGGGUAGUCGAAAGCGAAAGCGUCAACAGGCCAAUAUGAACAAAUGGGUUUUUAAGCGGCAAAAAUGUCAGCAGGCCAAUCAGGAGAAUUGUCAUCAGAACAGGAAGCAUUUUCAGAAGAAGAACCGACGACUUCAGGUUUUUCCCACGCUAUCAAAAUUUUUUCUGCCCGACAAACGACCAAGGAAGGAACUAAUUGUGCCACCGACAAAAUUUCUUUUGGGUGGAAAUAUUUCUGAUCCUCUAAAUCUGAACAGUUUGCAGAAUGAGGCCAUUCAUGCCAGUAUGAAUGCAGCAACACCCAAAUCCUCCCCAAUGACCACUCCGCCCAAAGUGGAAGUGAUCAUUCCGCCAAAUAUCCGGGAUCCAUUGCAUCUGCUCGAUCCGGUGGAUUCCAUUGAGUAUGAGAAACAAUUGAUCUCGCCCAUGAAGCGACGCUCUAAGCAUCGCAAUAGGAAGAAGAAGAAGGUGAAUAAGAGAGAAUCUGUGGGGGCGAGUGCUGAAGAAGAGAGACCAGCAGCUGUUGCUGUAGCAGCCAAGGAGGAAGUGCCAGAGCGUCAGGCUGAGGAAGUGGUUUCGGGUGAUGAACAGAGACGGACAAGUGAGAGGGAAAAAGUUGUGCGUGAGUUGAAACUCGAUCUCAGCGGUGAAGGAGGAGCAGGAGGAAGUGGCAGGAAGAGGAGAAUAAGUGAGGGUCCGGGAAAUGGUGGAGGGGGAAAGCCAAAAUUGCGACGGAUGGAUUCAAUGGAUAAAAUUGUGAGUCCGGUGAUUCCACAGCCGGGAGCUUGGAAACGACCACCGAGACCCAUUCCGUCGGGGCCACAGGGUGCUGCUGGGAGGAAUCGGACCCGGACACAUUCGCAAUCAACACAGGCUGAUGAUUCAGACUCACACAUUCAGAGUCCUCUGGAGGAGCAAAAGGAUCUACCGAGGGAGGAGCAAGAAGUCAAAGAGAAGACACCAGAAUCCACGGAGAAAGUUCAGGAGGAGGACCCAGAGGCCAAAGAUGCCCCAGUCGAGGAGAAAAAGCCCAGAUUCAAGGGGAAAGAUGAGAAAUUUCAGUACGGGAAUUACGAUCGUUACUACGGCUACAGAAAUCUCAAUGAGAUGAUGGACGUUCGACUGAAGGUUUUCACGAGGCAUGCUUUCCUGUUUCAGAAGAAGGAUGUCCUGGAUAUUGGAUGCAAUGUGGGACAUCUGACAAUUGCCGUGGCCAAGAAUCUCAAUCCAAAAUCCGUGAUGGGGAUUGAUAUUGAUGCAAAAUUGAUUGAGAGAGCACGAAAGAAUCUUUCGCUCUACGUGAGGAUUCCACGGAGUCCGAAGCAAGCCAUAGAGACAAAAACCACCUCCCAGGAAGGAGGAAAGGACGAAGAACCAACGGCAGAAACUUCUACAGUGACAGAUAAAGAAGCCGAAGAAAAAAAACCAGAAAAGUGGACCAGAAAGAGAAUGAGAUAUCAUGAAAAUCGUCAGAAGAAAGCAGAUUUCUUUCCAAGCUCCUUUCCACUCUGCUACGGCAUUGUGCCGGAAUUGAAUGUCAAUCCGACUGAUCAAAAGGACGAUGAAGUAUACCCAAAGUUUCCCCGCAAUGUCUUCUUUCGCACCUUGAACUAUGUACUCAAGGAUGAAAGUCUCCUGGGAGCUGACACUCAACAGUACGAUUUGAUAAUGUGCUUGAGUGUCACAAAGUGGAUUCAUCUGAAUUUUGGCGAUACUGGUCUCAAAAUUGCCUUCAAGAGGAUGUUCAGUCAAUUGAGACCAGGAGGAAAGUUGAUUCUUGAAGCACAAAAUUGGGCCAGUUACAAGAAAAAGAAGCGACUCACGGAAACCAUCUUCAACAACUACAAGAGUAUUGAGUUUUUUCCCAAUAAGUUUCAUGAGUAUCUUCUGAGUCCUGAAGUAGGAUUCAGCCAUAGCUACGCCUUGGGAGUUCCAAGGCAUCUAAGCAAAGGAUUUCGACGUCCUAUUCAGUUGUAUGUUAAGGGCGACUUCACGCCUAGUCAAGUGAGAUGGAGCGAUGCCCAUCAUCCUCAGACACCCUACACUCCCUACCGUGGAAUCUAUGCGGAGAUGAUGCUGCCACCGCCAAAGCUCAAUUCAGUUUACGGCCCUGAAAGUACGCCGUAUGCUAAUUGUGGCAGCUACAGCUACCGCUACACUCCCUCCCAGAGCAUCUCCUCCACAUCGCAGUACUACAAUCCGCUGGAGACGGACAGCUAUCUGCCCAGCUAUGACUCUGAGGUGCCCGGACGUAGGUAUUGCUUCGUUGCAUCUCCACUGUACACGGGCGUUUGGUCUCCACCGGCCAGUGGACGCAAUUCCACCUCACAGACGCCCAUCUACAGCAGUGGGAGCAACAGUGUCCGGGAUGGGGAUGGAGAGGAUAGCUAUGGGGGCUCUGGAAGGCGUCAUGUGUACCCACCAGGUAUGAGUACACGCAGCGUUAAUGAUGAAUGUGAGGGAGUUUCCGGCGAAAUUCAGCAUGUCUAUGCUAUCAAUGAGGAUGGCAAUAGCUGUGAUAACUCCUCGUCACCACAGAUCAACAAUCCAGGAUCGGAUCCGGAAAAUGAAGAAUCCCAACCGGCAUUCACGAGCCAAUCGCCACAGCAGUGAAUUCAUCAAAAGGGGGGAAUCGGAGAUGUCGAUAUGUGCAUCUUGUACAAAUUUUCUAGCCAGAGAGAGAGAGAGUAGUUUAUCCUCUUUUCCACCUUCCUGCUCUAUAAAAAAAAUUUUGUAGACAUUUUACCUCCAGCAUUUUACUCGGCAUAUGCAAGCAUUUUACGCUAGAAACAAUGUGGACAGAAGUUUCAGUGCUGAAAAUAAAAGCUUUCCCAGCUUCAUAGAAA
Messenger RNA from Phlebotomus papatasi, 3177 nucleotides. Its product is annotated as 7SK snRNA methylphosphate capping enzyme bin3-like. The record is from RefSeq and is a predicted model, not a curated record. NCBI's taxonomy places the organism in Eukaryota, Metazoa, Arthropoda, Insecta, Diptera, Psychodidae. Gene Ontology annotation, molecular function: snRNA binding; RNA methyltransferase activity; O-methyltransferase activity. The transcript has 4 exons. Gene Ontology annotation, biological process: snRNA modification. The coding region runs from base 224 to 2944 and encodes 906 amino acids.